GAUGUUGGGACGAUUGUUUAGAAGGAUCGGUUUGUUUUAUCUGUAAGACUGGUGACUUUCAUCCACGUGAAAUCAUUUUACCAUAAAAGAGAGAGAAACAUCUACUACCUCAAGUUUGAACUUCUUGUGGAAUGCAAUAGAGCAGUUUGUAAAUGUGAAAUUUAGCGGAUGCAGCCGAAACGAAAAUGGCGGCGAGUACAAACUGAAGUACUAAAGUGGUACUAGGCAACCAUGGCUAUUGCUGGCUGUGAUUUCCGACAAGGAGGCGUUACGUUUGUGUGUGCUUUUGUGACCAUCUAAUUUAUAUCAUGGUUGUUACUGUGUUAAGAGGAACGUGGUUUGCUAGUGGAUAAAUACGUCUCCCCACCAUCGAAUUUCAAUUUGACCGGUUGAUGAACAAUUCCUCGUUGAAACAUAGUCAUUAACGAACCAAAAUGAACUCUACAAAGCCUAAAGACGCCGACAAGAUCACAGAGGCAUGUUGCAUGGCCUUCACACCACAGAGCUCGCCUACCCGUGGUGGAGAGGUGAUUUUUAUAACAUUUUCAGAUGAAUUUCCUCUGCCAGAUAAUGGAGACUUUUAUAUGGUAUUUGAAGGAAAAAAACAGCGACAUGUAACAACAGCGCAGCAAAUAAAUACAUUCACUCUUCGUGCCAUUGUACCAGAUCAUGACCAAGCAGAGAAAGUUUCACUAACUGUUUAUUGUGCCCAGGAAAGCAAAGUCGGACCUCUUUCAUCGCACAAGUUUUUAUACCUGCUUGAAACAGAGCAGAUUAUUGCAAAACUUUUAGCAGACAGUGCAUCAGACAGCAAGCUGUUUGAAUGCUUAUCAUCGCUGUCCUUGAUAUCAAAUGCAGUGUCCAAGGAGUACAGAGACACCUUAGAUUCCAGAAUAACAAAUGCAUUUGAAUUCUUGGAUUUGUCACCCACUUGGUCAUUAUUUGGAGAGAAUGGAGUAGAGAACUUUCAGAAUGAAAAUGGUCAGGAAACAUUACUCCAUCUUUCAGCACGUCUAGGAUUUUCUCAACUGGCAACAUAUCUGCUUGACCAGCCAGGAUCAAUGGAGGCUCUUCAUAUCCAGGACAAGUCAGGCAAAUUACCGGAAGAAAUAGCUCGGGAGAAGGGAAUGAAGUUACUUGCUGACAUGUUUUCAAGAGGUCCAGGUGAUUGUGAAAAGAGGACUGUAAAAGACAUGUCUAAACCACAGGUCAAAAAAAGCGAGCUGGGUACCACCACAAUAUCCAGUUAUAAAACUCAACAUCAGAACUCCCUUGAAAAAGAUAUUGAAAUGCUCCAAAACAUAAAUUCAUUGGUUGAAGAGGAAAUGAAGAAAAGAGUACCAAAGUUUCGUCAUUCUUGGCCAGUUCGAAGAAAAAAUAAGGACACAACAGAAGAUGCAUCCAGCAGUGAUGAGGAAAUAAAGCAAAUCAACAGGGAGCUUUCACCAAAGAAGUUCACAGGUCAGCUGAACAGUAUGACAUCAGCAAGGAGCAGUGGAGGUGGUAAUAGGCAACUGUUAGAACAAAAUCUCAAGAGACUGAGAGACAUCAAUGAAGAAAUACAGAAGCUCAGGAUGGUUAAUUCACAGAGAGGCUCUAGAGAGGCUGGAAGAAGUGGUAUGCAGGGAAAGAAUUUACGUCGCUUGUCCUGUCCAUCAUUAAGUGCACAGGACCUACAACAAGCCCAAGUUAUUGCAGGAAUGAAAUCUAAGGAGGAGAAAUCAAUUGUGAAUGGUACUGUUGAUCAAAAGGAUCGUAAAGCAAGCCCUCUUGGUAUUAAUCUUAGAACUUCGCCAGAUAGAACAAGAGAAACUACUCAGAGACAAGAGGAUACCUCUAAUAGUGCAGACGAUAAACUUCUCUCUGUGGAUUGUAAAAGUGAUGUACGACGGGCACAUAGCUGGGGGAAACACGAAGAGAGGCCUGAACUGAAUAAAAGAGUUAGCUCAAGCCUUGAUGAUUUAACUAAAGAAGCUGACUGCGAAGAAAAAGUUGAAAAUGACAAACCACGGAGCAGGAUACAUGCUCUCAAAAACAAAAGACCUGUAUCAUUGAAUCUUGACAGUCCCAAGGAAGAGGGGAACAAACUUGCAGAUAUUUUAGAUUCUAUAAAGAAGGCCAGUGAUGAUAAACAAAACUUGGGUAAAGCUUCAAGCAGUGUGUCGAUAACUUCGCUAACAGAUGUUGAUGUCAAUGUGAAUCAUAAGGACAACGGUCUUCUUUCUCCAAACAAAAGUAAUCUCCAUACAAAAUCAUAUUCAUACAGUUGUUUGGCUGAUCUUAAACUUGGAGAAGAUGGAAAUCCUAUAGAGGACAAAAAGCUUGGAUCCCAAUUUAGCCCCGAGAUUCAGAAGAGAAGUCUUUCCAAGGCUGAGACACAGAUGUCUUUGAUGGACUUCUUGAAUGAUGAGGAAGCUCAAGACAAAGCCAGUAACAGAUUGUCACUGGAAGAAUUUCUCGGCGUAAAUGGUCCAGAAUUAAGUGCGGAUGAUUCAGAAGAAGCGGAAAAGGAAAAGCAGGAACCUGGAAAGGGUAUCAGACGCUUUAGCAUGCUGUUUGGAAGCAAGUCCUCAACUAAGCAGUUAAAACGAGAACUUCCAAAGAUUCAGAAAGGGAGCAACAGAAGCAGCCUUAGAAAAGAAAAAAGCUUCUCUUCUCGGAGUAAAGACAGCGAAGACGGUAAGAGGGAACCUGGGGAUGCUAAAGAACAACUCAAAACUGCGUUGGGAAGAAGAGCGUCGGGAAUUCCAAGCAAGUUGUCCAAGUCUGGAGAACAGGUUCCGGUAUUACCUAACCCUGGAUUAUUAACACGGGGUGGUCGAGGCGGCAUGUCUUCCAGAUCCAGCGUGCAGACCAAACCAACUUCUCCUCUUCCAUUUCGAAGUAAAAGCUUCACAGUGGAUGAUGAAAACAAAGACAAAGACAAGGGAAAAGACAAAGAUAAACCCAAUUCGAGUGUGUCACCGGAUGCGUCUGGAGAUGACGAAGAUUAUGAUGAAGGGGAAAUGGACGAUGAGCAUCCAGGCGAUCCUGAUCUUGACAUUAAACCUGAACCAGAAGCUUGGAGCGUUAGCAUCGACAAGAAGAUUCUCAAAAAGAUGACAGCAAAAGAUAUUAAGAGACAAGAUGUGAUUCAUGAAUUAAUACAAACUGAAGUCCAUCAUGUGAGGACUCUAAAAAUUAUGCAGAAGAUAUUUUAUAAGGGAAUGUUAGAUUAUCUGUCGCAAGAUACUGCUUAUCAGAUAUUACCGAGACUCGAUGACUUGCUUCAGAUAAAUGGCGACUUUUUAAAUCGACUGAGGGCAAGUGAAGACGGCGAUACUAUAGUGAACAGUAUUGGAGAUAUCUUGGAAGAACAGUUUAGUGGAGAAAACGGUGAAAAAAUGAAGAGUGCGUACGGCGAGUUCUGCAGUAAUCACAUGGAGGCUGUUGAGCUUUAUAAGAAAUUACUAAGAACGGAUAAAAAGUUUGCGGUUUUUAUCAAGAAAUGCAACGCAAACAAGUACUGUCGACGGCUGUCAAUCCCAGAAUGUAUCACGCUUGUCACUCAGAGGCUUACCAAAUAUCCUAUGCUCAUCGAAGCUAUCGUGAAAACUACUAAGGAGUCCAAACCGGAUUUUAGCUCGCUCAAGAACUCCAUCACUCUUAUUAAGAUGAUAUUACAAAGUGUCGAUCAGACGAUAAAGGAUUACGAGAAACAGAAGUUACUUCAAGAAAUGAAAUUGAAGCUGGAUUUGAAAGUAACUGUUAACUUCAAGAAUGGAAAAGUUAAGAACAUCGACUUCGCAGCAAACACAAGCAAACUGGUGCACGAUGGUGUGUUAAUGUGGAAAACAGCCAAGAACAAACUGAAUGAAACUCGAGUCCUUGUCAUGGAAGACAUGUUGGUUUUCCUCCAGGAGAAGGAUCAGAAAUACAGUUUGCUGUCAUUAGAUCAGAAGGCCCCAGUUGUGAGGCUUAAAAAGCUCAUUGUGCGGGAGGUCGCAACUGAUAGAAAAGCCAUCUUUCUUGUGAGCCCCAGCAGUCAAAUACCAGAGAUGUACGAAAUAGUGUGUGAAUCGGCUGCCGAAAAGAAACGUUGGAUGGAGAUAAUUCGCGAUGCUGUGGCCAACGCCCCAGGAGAUGAAAAUCUUGAUGACUCUAGUCUCAUCACCACAGCUGCAGGCGAACGAAGGAAGAUUAUAUUACGUAGAGCCAGUGUACUUAUUGAUCAAGUACACAACAAGGACCUUGAGGACGCGGAUAGAGGAAAACAUUUAGCUGAGAUGCAGGAACUCGUCAGUCAAAUAGAGGCUAUGGAAAAAGAAAAGUCUAAAGUGGAUGCCGAUAAAAGCAAAGAACUGGCAAAGACGAAGGAGUGCCUGAUGACCACUAUGCAACAGGUGCAAUCUACAUUAUCCAGUGAGGAUCCUUCAUCUGAAGAGGCUCAAAGUGAUACUCAAGGGAGCUCCUCGUCCUUAUUUGUACCUGGAAUUGGACCCAAGAGGGCCGAGACUUUUAGUGGCUUCGAUAGCAAACUCAAACCCGAUAAUCUCAACAAAGACAACAUCAAUCGAGCGAGCUCUAUGAGGACUGAGAGACCUGGGAUGGGUUUCCCAUCCAGGCAGUUGCCGGGUGCGGUCAGUCCAGCUGGUGGAGCUAGUCCAAAGAUGAAACACAAGCGGCGGUCAAGCGGGGGAGGUGGAGGGUGGUCGUUCUUGAGCAAGAGCGGCGGAAAGGAGGACAAGGAACAGAGUGGAAGCACAGGUGAUUUAGCUUCUGAUUCGCCGUCCUCAUCUCCAAGUCAAACUCCUACACCCUCGCCGCUGCCCGGGCAAGAGCCUGACGCCGCUACAGACAUCGACGGUGGAGUUAAGAGUGCGCGCUUUAGACCUGUAAAAGAACAAGGUGGCAAUACGUCACCUCCGUUGCAGAUCAAAGCUGACCAUCAACAAGGCAGGCUCAAGCAUAACCUCAGGGAACAAGUACAGCAACUAUCGUCACCGCGCGCUCAGCGCCAGACCCGCCCAUUUAUUAUUGACGAGGAGGACAAGGAACGAGAACAAAAAGACCAGAGUCCAGAAGGUGCUACCCAAGACGUUAUUUAUUUCUGAUAGAUAUGGCUAUGACAAAUACUUUUUUUUCAUUUAGGAGAUAUUCACAUAAAUCAAACUUAGUGAAAAAGUGUAAAUAGAAGCGUGCGAUCAGAAAAAAAAUGUAUGUACGUUAUAAAAUUCUUUUGUAAAUUGACUUGGGUACAACAAAUUGAAUCAUCGUUUUAAUAUAAGGACGCAGAUAGUUUAACAAUGACAACACGUGAUUUAUGGUCACUGGUUAGAAAACAAUCGGAUAACACCGUAGCGAUAGAUUUCAAUCACUUAUUAGGUAGACGCUGUGUGAAAAGGUAUUGGUAAAUACGUCAUCUUUUUCAUGCUCUUCAAAUCUUCGUAGAUUUCGUAUUUCUUCUCCAUGCGUGAAAGGGGUGAAUAAAUCCUAUUUUUGUACAAUUUA
This is a messenger RNA of Pocillopora verrucosa, 5490 nucleotides long. Its product is annotated as rho guanine nucleotide exchange factor 28. The record is from RefSeq and is a predicted model, not a curated record. Gene Ontology annotation, molecular function: guanyl-nucleotide exchange factor activity. NCBI's taxonomy places the organism in Eukaryota, Metazoa, Cnidaria, Anthozoa, Scleractinia, Pocilloporidae. Gene Ontology annotation, biological process: regulation of Rho protein signal transduction.